UUGGUUAGAUUCUUCUACUGGCUUUGCAACCACUGUUUUCAGGCAUUCGAUUCGUGUGUUGGUCAUAUUGUAAGCGAGAAAACAACAGAGAGCACACUGCAGCUUCUCGAAUACAUAGCGGACCGUUUCGGCGGUAUACCGUUCCUCAAUCAUACAAUCGACGAUGACUUGGAUUUGUUCAAAAUUAUGGGACGUCUUGAAGCCGACCGAGCACUUGGAACGUUCAUGUCUUCAUGGGUCUCUGUUGACUACAAGAAUGUAAAGCAAAACGCUUUGUACAUCUCACAGGUGGGCUCUGAACUGUUUGCGAGUAGGGGGUAA
This is a messenger RNA of Cooperia oncophora, 321 nucleotides long. NCBI's taxonomy places the organism in Eukaryota, Metazoa, Nematoda, Chromadorea, Rhabditida, Trichostrongylidae. The record is from the annotation of a GenBank genome assembly.